CAUUGAAAAUGGCUAGACCAACCAGAAGUCUUCUAUUUCUUGCUGCCAUCAUUUUAUUAUCAGUUGAAGCAGAAUCAAGGUACGAGAAAACGAUGAAAGAGAGUAAAGUGAUGGAUUUAACUGAAUUGAUGGACAUAAAAGAUACACAAACGGAUGUGUUUUGCUGCUAUGACAAUCAGGUACGAAGUUGCAAGCCCGGAACAUCGGACGAGAGUCAUUGUAAUUCCCUUUGCCUAAAACAUCCCUGUGGAAAAGGUGGUCGUUGCAAAGUCUUUGGUCAUAAACACCCAAGAGAAGUUUGCCAUUGUUUCUGCUAAAUGUAUG
Vigna angularis (adzuki bean) is the source of this 324-nucleotide messenger RNA. RefSeq lists its product as uncharacterized. The transcript has 2 exons. Bases 9 to 317 code for a protein of 102 amino acids. The record is from RefSeq and is a predicted model, not a curated record. Lineage: Eukaryota; Viridiplantae; Streptophyta; Magnoliopsida; Fabales; Fabaceae.